Messenger RNA from Capra hircus (goat), 3640 nucleotides. It is a transcript of the gene SNAP29, whose product is annotated as synaptosome associated protein 29. Gene Ontology annotation, cellular component: SNARE complex; plasma membrane. The record is from RefSeq and is a predicted model, not a curated record. Gene Ontology annotation, biological process: synaptic vesicle fusion to presynaptic active zone membrane; synaptic vesicle priming; exocytosis. Bases 169 to 945 code for a protein of 258 amino acids. NCBI's taxonomy places the organism in Eukaryota, Metazoa, Chordata, Mammalia, Artiodactyla, Bovidae. The transcript has 5 exons. Gene Ontology annotation, molecular function: syntaxin binding; SNAP receptor activity.
CCUCCGCCGCCGGGGCGGAAGCAGCUCGCGCGGCGCCUCGGGCGGGCUGACGGCGCUUCUUCGGGCCUCCGGCGCGGGGGCUGCGGCUUCGUCCCCGCGACCCAAGCGCUCGCGUCGCCUCGCCCGCACCAGACUCCUGCCGCCCGUCCCGGGCCGAGCGCCGGCGCCAUGUCAGCCUACCCCCGGAGCUACAACCCUUUCGACGAGGACGCGGAGGACGAGGACGCCCGGCCGGCGCCGUGGUCGAACAGCCGCGACCUCGCGGACGGGCCCGGCGCGCCCGCCGGCCGGCAGCAGGCCCUGCGGCAGGAGGUGCUGCGCCGCGCGGAGGCCACGGCAGCCAGCACGGGCAGGUCCCUGUCGCUCCUGUACGAGUCCGAGAGGGUCGGGGUCGCCUCCGCCGAGGAGCUCGUGCGCCAGCGAGGGGCCUUGGAGCGCACGGAGAAGAUGGUGGACAAGAUGGAGGAGGACCUGAAGACCAGCCAGAAGCACAUCAGCUCCAUCAAGAGUGUGUUCGGGGGGCUCGUCAAUUACUUCAGGUCCAAACCCGCUGAGACCCCGCCUGCGCAGAACGGCACGCUCACCCCCCAGCCCAGUGGCAGGCUGAAGGAGGCCAUCAGCUCCAGUAAAGAGCAGGAGGCGCGGUACCAGGCCAGCCACCCGAACCUCAGGAAGCUCCGGGACUCAGACUCCGUCCCUGGAGGGGCCGGUUCAGCUGUGAGCUCCGAGGCCUACCCGCAGAACCCGCACCUUCGCGCCUGUCACCAGAGGAUCGACAGCAACCUCGAUGAGCUGUCCGUGGGCCUGGGCCGGCUGAAGGACAUCGCGCUGGGGAUACAGACAGAGAUUGACGAGCAUGACGACAUCCUCGACCGCCUCACGGCCAAGGUGGACAAGCUGGACGCCAGCAUCACCAGCACCGAGAGGAGGGUGCGGCAGCUCUGAGGCGGAGGCCGACUCCGGCCCCCCUCGGCAGAGCGAUUUCAAAGGCCUUCUUUUAAACUCCGAGAACCUUCACUUACUACUUCAAAAUGUGGUUUAACAUGUGUUUCCAGAUGUUGUAACAGAGUAGGUCUCGCAAGAGUUUGUUUAGAGGACGCGGGCCCCUGUCCCCUCAGGACCCUGACCAGAUAGCUGUGGGCCGGGCGGCAGUCAGGCCGGCCAGCGUCUCCAUGUGCCGUGUGGCCCCCAGGCCGCCCGCAGCAGAGCGCCAAGGGCCGCGAAACCCCAGUUUGCAGCGCUCCCCCGCCAUGAGCCCAUCGUGAUCCUCUGAGCCCCAGGAGAGGCCAGCAGCAGGUUCGGAGUGGAGGGGGUGGGCGUCCGCGCUGUUGCGUGGACAGACACCACCUUCUCCCCUCCCGGCCCCUGAACUCAGCAGGCAUUUGAUUUCAGGAGGAGAAGGGGCUUCAGACCUGUCCUGUUCACUGUGACGCCUGGAAACACCCUGGGAGCAGGCGAGCCUGGGCUCAGGAACAGGUGCGACCCUGGCCCCAGGCUGCGUGGCCGGCCGGGCCCGGGAGCGCACACGGGCGCGCCUCACGGAGGUGCUCUGCCGAGCUCUCUGCCCUCGGGUCACCCGGACCGGGCCCCCACGCAGCAGCGCUCACUCGGUGCCGGGGGUUCCCGGCCUGUCCAGGGUGCCCACCCUCUCCCCGCGCUGCCGGCCACACGCCUUGACUCAUCUCUUGGCUGUCUGCCCCCCAGUUUUAGGACUGGAAUCUGCCCGUGGCAGACCAUGCCUGGAAGCAUUUGGCUUUUUAAAAGCCUAGAGGUUAUUCUAACCACCCUAGCAUGUUCUCGCUUUUCAUUUUAUUAAAGAAGAAUCAUUUAAAAGCACUAAUUAAAAUUGAUUUCUGAACUUAAAUGAUUUUCUGUUGGUACCUACAACAGAAUAAUUGAAGGCAGAAGGUCUCUUUAAACACAGGUUGUUUAAAAUGCUUUGAAGACAGUGAAAGAGACUGAUUUUGACGAGACAGUACAGGUCAGAAGCUUUAAAAUCACCGUGCUGUUCACCGUGAGACCUGGCCUGACACGGCGACCUCACCGCUCAGGCUCACUUGCAGGCAAACAAAGCCCCUUAAAGCACAGGACAGACCUGGAGGUCUGCAGCGAGGCCUCAGCACUGAUGGCAGCAGUUCCGACACAAAACUCCCACCCCUGACGCCCGACCUUCCGGAAAACACUGACCACUUCUGCAGGGACCACCUCUGCGGGCAGACACAGCCUUAUGUCACGCUGCAGCCGCCUCGUGAGGCCGACCCCGUGUCACUGUAUCUCUGGGAACCUCCAGGGCGCGGUGGAAGGUGACCCGAUCCACAUCUGCCCUCCAGACGUCUUGCUCAUUCUCCUGGUAACUGGAAAAGGAAAAAUGUUAAACGUCCGCUCAGCCUGCACUGAACCCGUUCAGGGCUCGUAUCGUGACUGCAGCACCCGGUGGCAGCCCUGGGUUUUCCUCCCUGACGCCUUCCCCCGCCAGGAUUGGGGCAACUUCCCGCUCAUCGCUCUCAGGUGUGGGCCCUUGGAGGUGAAUCAGCGCACCGUGACCCAAGCUGCUGCAAUGGGUCAGUAAACACGCAAAGGCCACUGCCAAACACUCUCAGCCUGCCUCGCAUCACGGGGUUCGUGACUGUGCUGACUCAAAGCAGCGUAGCAGCUGACAGUGUGAGGCUGCUCUCCCGCCGGCCCCGGCCUCUUACCCCAAGCUGUGGAGGGAAGGUUGGCCUCACUCUUCUGGAAAUGUCCGCCACACACACGCACGCGUGCACACACACAGAGGGUCCAUGUGUUUGGUUCUGUUCUUGUUCGAGUUGCUUGUUCUAAGGCCUGAGCCUCGUGCUGGGCAGGCAGCUACUCCCACGCCCACCAAGGGCCAGCCCGCAGAGCCGCUCACACUUCUGGAGGGCAAAGGAGGACCUGAGGGGCCAGCCGGCAGAGCCGCUCACACUCCUGGAGGGCAAAGGAGGACCUGAGGGGCCUCCGGAAUCCACAGGUGUCGGGAUACACAGUGACUAAGAAGUCACGUCUGCCCUCUGGACGCACGUGUCAGGAGACCCAGGGCUGCUGGGCCGGGGCCGCGGCCUUGCCACGAGGGGUCCGAAAGACAGACCUGGAUUUCCACGGUCCAUUUGGAAACACACCGUGCCUUCUGAAGAGCAGCUUUCCUGACUCGAGGCUGGCUCCACGUCACACGCGCUCCAGACUUAGAGGCAAGAGUCCCUCCCAGGGCGGCAUUCUGAUCCUGGGUGGGCUGUAGUGGCCUCUGGGCGUCUUUUCUGCGUCCUGUGGCCCAGGAGACCCGCACUUAGCGUGGACAGCAAGAGGGGAAGCCUGCCUUCAUCUCACCUCCUCCAAGUUCUUUUUGUGAAUAACGUGAUUCUAAGCGUACACUACACCAGUUUAGUAGAAAUCUUACAGUUUGCCUCCAUGAGCCUUUGCAGAAUUGUUGACGUUACCGGUGUUGUUACGCGUUUCCCGCUCUGAUGAGUGAAAUGUCUCGAGCACAAAUGACGAGCGAGCCGUUCAAAGCGCACCCGAGCGGGACUCCUGCUCAGAGUCAGUGGCAGAGCAGCUCCCGGGCCUCAUGCCUUCAGCGCAACGAACGACCUUAGUCCUUGAAAUAAAAUGUGAUUGUUUAAUCAGA